Molecule: messenger RNA, 5196 nt
Organism: Hemibagrus wyckioides
Lineage: Eukaryota; Metazoa; Chordata; Actinopteri; Siluriformes; Bagridae
Product: eIF5-mimic protein 2-A
Exons: 36
Coding region: 46-4044 (1332 amino acids)
Cellular component (GO): membrane; cytoplasm
Molecular function (GO): 2 iron, 2 sulfur cluster binding; iron ion binding; molybdopterin cofactor binding
Source: RefSeq, a predicted model, not a curated record
CCCUGUUGCUUUCAGUCCGUCCCAAGUUCAGCUCAGAUCUCCAACAUGGCUGCUGAGAAGGAUAGCGGACUUGUGAGUCUCUACGUUAACGGGAAAAAGGUGACGGUGCGAGAUGCGGAUCCAGAGACCAUGCUGCUCUCCUUCCUCCGGGAGAAACUGCAUCUAACAGGCACUAAGUAUGGCUGUGGAGGUGGGGGGUGUGGGGCCUGCACUGUCAUGAUGUCCACAUAUGACACUCAGGCCAAGAGCAUCCAUCAUUUCACUGUUAACGCCUGUCUGAUGCCUUUAUGCCAAACACACGGAGCGGCAGUGACCACAGUGGAGGGCAUCGGGAACAGCAAGAGCAAACUCCACCCUGUACAGGAGCGUAUAGUGAAGGCAAAUGGUUCUCAGUGUGGGUUUUGUACUCCAGGGAUGGUGAUGUCUAUGUACACACUUCUGAGAAACCGACCACAACCCAGCAUGGAGAACAUCACCGAGGCACUGGGGGGUAAUUUAUGCAGAUGCACAGGAUAUCGUCCCAUCCUGGAUGGAUAUCGGACCUUCUGUGAGAGUGAAGGCUGCUGUCAGGCGAAAGGCUCGUCCUGCUGUUCCUCGAACACUAAAGCAUCUCCUGAAAAACCAGAGCUGUUCGGUAAAGCGGAAUUUCUUCCUCUGGACCCCACGCAGGACCUGAUCUUCCCUCCGGAGCUCAUAAGAAUGGCAGAGAGUCAGGAUCAAACCACUCGGACGUUUCGGGGGGAGAGGAUGACCUGGAUCUCCCCCGUGACUCUCAGUGAGCUGCUCCAGCUGAAGUUUGACUGGCCACAAGCCCCCAUUGUGAUGGGAAACACCAACAUAGGGUUGGACAUCAAGUUUAAAGGUGUCGUCCAUCCCAUAAUAAUCUCAGCCACGCGUGUGAAGGAGCUGUUUGAAGUUACGCACAAACCUGAAGGUGUACACAUUGGUGCUGGCUGCAGUUUGUCCACAGUGCGAAAUGUGUUGCAGAAGUGUGUGUGUUCUCUCCCAGCAGAACACACACAGACGUACACAGCACUGCUGGAGCAACUGAGACACGUGGGAGGAGAACAGAUCCGCAAUGUCGCUACGCUGGGGGGGAACAUUGCCAGCGCUUUCCCAAACUCUGAUCUGAAUCCUGUUCUGGCUGCCGGAAGAAGCUCAGUGCUGCUGCUGUCUCAUGAUGGAAGGCGUGAGGUUCCUCUGGAUAAGGAGUUCUUUGUGGGAUUUGGGAAGACGCUUCUCAGACCAGAAGAGAUUGUGUUGUCUGUUUUUAUUCCGGUUUCCAGAAAGGGUGAGGUGGUGUGUUCGUACCGUAACGCUCCCCGUAAAGACAACGCUCUGGCCACAGUGAGCGCCGGCAUGCGGGUGUGGUUUAAUCACGGCUCAGACGUGGUGAGAGACAUGAGUGUGUAUUACGGAGGAGUUUCAGCACACACACUCGGUGCAGAGAACACCACGUGCCACGUCAUCGGCAGGUCAUGGACCGAAGCGACGUUAAGUGAUGCGUACACGGCACUGCUUGAUGAUGUCACAAUCGGGGCGUCAGCUCCGGGGGGGAAGGUGGUGUUCCGCAGAUCUCUGACCCUCAGCAUGUUCUUCAGAUUUUACCUGCAUGUCCUGCAGCACCUCAGAGAACAAAAUGUGAUUCAAGGUGAAAUUCCAAAACAUGAGCUGAGCGCAGUGGAGCCGCUGCCCAACUUCAUUCAGCCCGGAUACCAGGAGUUCCAGGCUGUGUCAGAUGGGGACUGUGUGGGCCAGGCAUUGCCUCACCACUCUUCCGUCUCACACGCUACAGGAGAGGCCGUGUACUGCGAUGACAUUCCACGUACACCCGGAGAACUCUUCCUCUCUGUCGUCACCAGCACCAGAGCACACGCCAAGAUCACCCAUAUUGAUGUGGGUGGAGCUCUGGCAAUGGUGGGCGUGGUUGAUGUGGUCACUGCUCAGGACAUUCCCGGCAGGAGGUCAGUGUCCUUCACAGGAUUGGAGGAGGAUCUGCUGGCAGAGAACCAGGUGACGUGUGUGGGUCACAUGAUCUGCGCUGUGGUUGCUGAUUCCAGGCAGCACGCUAAACUCGCGGCGGCGGCUGUGAAGGUCACCUACGAGGACCUGAUGGACCCGGUCUUCACUGUAGAGGAAGCGGUGGAGAAGAGCUCCUUCUUUCCUCCUCAGAGAGAGAUCCAGAGAGGAGAUGUUUCCUCAGCUCUUCAGGAGACGGACCACGUGUAUCAAGGAGAGUUGCGUGUGGGUGGACAGGAACAUUUCUACAUGGAGACACAGAGCAUGCUGGUCAUUCCUGUAGGAGAGGAGAAGGAGAUGAAGGUCUACCUGUCUACACAACACCCAACAUGUGUUCAGAUGGCAGUAGCAGACACGCUGGGCAUCCCAUCUAAUCGCGUGUCCUGCCAUGUGAAGCGUGUUGGAGGGGCAUUUGGGGGUAAAGUGACCAAGACAACGGUGCUGACCUGUAUCACUGCAGUGGCUGCGUGGAAAACCCAGAGGCCUGUGCGCUGUGUGUUGGAGAGAGGAGAUGACAUGCUGAUCACGGGAGGACGUCACCCAGUGCUGGGGAGGUACAAGGUGGGCUUCAUGAAUGAUGGAAGAAUCACUGCAGCUGAUGUUCAGUAUUACGCAAAUGCAGGCAACACACCUGAUGAGUCCCCAGUGGUAGCAGAGAAGAUUCUGCUCCACGUUGAUGCCUCCUAUAACAUCCCGAAUCUUCGUGGCCGCUCGUUUGCCUGCAGGACUAAUCUGCCCUCCAGCACGGCGUUCCGUGGGUUCGGUGUUCCUCAGAGCACGGUGGUCAUCGAAAACAUGAUCAACGAUGUGGCCAUGACACUCGGCCGGCCAGCUGAAGAGAUCCGUGAGAAGAACAUGUAUAAGGACGUGUCCCUCACACACUAUAAGAUGGAGUUUGACCCGGAGAACCUGCAGCGGUGUUGGGAGGAGUGUAAGGAGAGGGCCGACGUCACUGGCAGGAGAGAGAGCAUCACUCGCUUCAACCUGCAGCACCGCUGGAGGAAGAGAGGCCUCGCCCUCAUCCCCAUCAAACACGGCAUCGGUUUCACUGAGGGAUUCCUCAACCAGGCUGCUGCACUGGUACACAUCUAUAAGGAUGGGUCAGUGUUAAUAAGUCACGGUGGGACUGAGAUGGGUCAGGGCUUACACACCAAAAUCCAACAGGUGGUGAGUCAAGAGCUGAAUAUCCCGCUGUCUCUGAUCCACAUUUCCGAGACGUGUACAAGCUCCGUGCCCAACACGUGUCCCACUGCUGCGUCAUUCGGCACUGAGGCUAAUGGAAUGGCCGUCAGGGAUGCAUGUCAAACUCUGUACAAGCGUCUGGAGCCAAUCAGAAGGACGAGCCCCGAGGGCCCGUGGCAGAGCUGGGUAACAUCACAUAUUAAAAGAGCGUUCUUGGAGAAAAUCAGUCUGUCAGCUACUGGAUUCUACAGGGGUCACGAUACUUGGAUGGACUGGGAGAAGCAGGAGGGACGGCCCUACCCCUAUUUCACCUACGGAGCCUGCUGCAGUGAGGUGGAGCUCGACUGUCUGUCAGGAGAAUACAGGACUAUAAGGACAGACCUGGUUGUGGACAUCGGGAAGAGCUUAAACCCCUCCAUUGAUAUCGGCCAGAUUGAGGGAGCGUUUAUUCAGGGUCUGGGCCUCUACACGAUGGAGGAGCUUCACUUUUCCCCCUCAGGUGUUCUGGUCACUCGAGGUCCGGCUCAGUAUAAGAUCCCGUCCGUGUGUGACGUCCCGCUGCAGUUUAACGUCUACCUGCUGUCUGGAUCUGAGAACCCGCAUGCCAUCUACUCCUCUAAGGGAAUCGGAGAACCCCCGCUCUUCCUGGGAAGCUCUGUGUUCUUCGCUAUAAAGGACGCUGUGAUGGCAGCGAGGAAGGACGCGGGCUUGACCGGACCGUUCACCCUAAACAGCCCUGCUACUCCAGAACGAGUCUGCCUCGCAUGCAACACACACUUCACACAGAUGAUUCCAGACACAGGAAGUAGAGCAUCACAGCCCUGGACUCUGGAUCUGCCUUGACCCCCAGAUCACCUUUCAGCUCAUGACAUCACUGUAACCACUAAAUCUAUCAGAUCUGCAGCAUUAUACACACAGCCCAUGAAUUCUAAAUAACAUUAAAGUAAAAUUCUGUGCUUCAAUCAUUUUAAUGUUAUUCUGUUUAUCCAUGAAAAAAAAGUCUGAGAUCCAGGUGAGGUGUGAGGAUUUGAUCCACUGGGAGUCACGUCACCUGUCUGAGGAAUUUCUUACAUGAUUAGAGGAAAGGUGCUGAACAAUCGGCAAAAUGUGACGUCUUUCACCCACAGCUAUAAAUAAAUCAUUAGAGUCAGGUAUCGAUCAAACAGAUCAGAGUCAGGGCUUCCAUCAAUUAUUUUAAUAAUCACUUUCUUCAUCUGUCUAAUACUGUUAAUGAGCUAGUGCUAUACAAAUCAAACUAAUAAAGCUAUGUUCGUUAUAUUGUGUGAUUGAAAUAAUAAACUCUUUAAGCACUCCAUCCAGAUGCCUAUAGUUUUUGAAACUUUUUUUCUUGUUCAGAUUUCUUUACAAGUGAAACAUGACAUAUUUGUAAUAAUAUUAGCUGCUACACUGGUUUAUGGAUGUUGAUGUCAAUAAAAAAAUGUGUAAGAAUGACCAUGAUUAAAAUAAAAUGUUAAAUCCUCCAUGAUCAGUGAAGAGUUAAAGCUCAGACUCCAUUAUUGAGAAAUCAUACAUGGUCUUGCCACACAGGCGUGAUCACAAUGGAAUAGUCAACUGUGUUAGAUUAAGGGGGAUGGUGCUGGCAAUAAAUGGGCGUAAGUGCUAUGAAAUAUAGUUAAAUUAACAAAUUUUACCCUGCGACGAGGACUGGAACUAGACUAUAGUGAGAAAGGUUAUUUAAAAUUAUUUGUAUUGUACAUGUCGAAUAAAAAGCAAGUUAACUACGAAACCGAUCCCCCCGCUUCCGCUCACACAUGGACUGGUCCGCAUUUUUUAUGCCGCCUGCGCCUGCGCAUAACCCUCUCGCUUGCUCGGAGGGGAUUUUGUUGGAAGGGCUCGGGACAGCUUUGUGUCGCUUUGUUCGGUGGUUCUAAGACCGUUUUUAUUUGAAUUCAUUUCGGUGUCUUUUAUGAAUAAUCAAAAGCAGCAAAAGCCAACGCUAACCGGCCAGCGUUUUAAAACUCGGAAAAGAGGUGA